AUGUCUAAGAGAAGUUCGUCAAUUAGCUCAAACAGCUCGGGCUCCCUAGGAUACCUCUCUUCCGAAUCAGAGCCGCCAGGCACAAUUAAUACAGUAGGAGAUUUCUUUGUUUGGACGUAUGGCAUUGUGCUUAGGAUGUUAAAAUGGUUGUGGUCGAAGGCGUUCGCAAUAUCGUGUAUCAUAUUCGUACUGAUGGACGUUAUGACCACAGUGUUCUACAAAAGGUUCAUAGACCACACGAGAAACUAUAUCAUGUUCAGCAUACAGCUUAUCAUAAGCACGUUCUGGUUUCUGAUAUCAAUAAUAGCAGUGUUCUGCCUGCUGUUCAAGAGAAAGUACAUGAAGAGGCCAUUCGACACGAAGCCACUGGUGUUCCUGGGCUUCCUGGAUAUGCUCUCGACGGGAAUAUCGGCAUUCGGAAGCGCGCACACGAGCGGGCUGAUGCUGGUGCUGCUGGGACAAAUCUCAGUGCCGCUGACGAUGGUCUCCUGCAAAUUGUUCCUGUCGAAGAAGUACCACCACUUCCAGUACAUAAGCGCACUGAUAAUACUGUUCUUCGCAAUCCUGAAGCCGAUGGUCAACAGAACGGACACGUCGGACAACAGGUUCUACAACAACGUGCUGUACCUGAUCGCGUCAAUCCCGGACGCAAUAUCGUCGGCACUGAGAGAGAAGCAAUACACGUCAAAAUUCUUCCACGUAAUCAAGUACCAGUUUUUCGCAUUCAUGUUUCACUUCUUCUAUAACAUACUGUACACGCUCGUGACACUGCUGCCCUCGAAGGGCUUCUACAGCUACUUCGAAAGCCUGUACGACCUGUACGUCAACGGGUUCAAGUGCGUGUUCAAGGGAGUGAACACAAUCGUUGAAAAGUGCGGGCCGACAAUACACCCGACGUGUGACAACUGCAAGGACGCCUUUAAAAUAUACUGUAUGUAUAUAGUCUUCAGCAGUGUCAUCAGAAUCGCAUACGUGUUCAUCAUGCUCGACGGCUCGGUGACAUUCACACUCCUCCUGGGCACAGUGAAGGUGCCGCUGACCUCAAUAGCAUUCUCGCUGCACUUCAUAGCAGGAGACAGCACGACGAGCCUCAACUUCCUGGAUAUCGUCUGCUUCCUGGGCAUCGUCUGCGGGCUUCUGCUCUACGCGCUGGGCUCGAAGCGCUCCCAGGAUGAGCACCAGCUGCUGGAUCAGCCGCUCCUGGAGGACCACGAGGACUUCUCAAUCAUGGCGGCGGACAGGCUUAACCACCCGGAGCCGACAAGUAGAGACGUUUUCACGUGA
Molecule: messenger RNA, 1284 nt
Organism: Theileria orientalis strain Shintoku
Lineage: Eukaryota; Apicomplexa; Aconoidasida; Piroplasmida; Theileriidae
Product: transporter protein cg10
Exons: 1
Coding region: 1-1284 (427 amino acids)
Source: RefSeq, a predicted model, not a curated record